GAGAACAUCUCAAUAUUUGCAAAAUGCGGGUUUUGAUAGCUCUCACUGCUCUCAUGGCUGUGGCCAGUGCAGCCAGCAUCUCUUUGGAAGACCUGGAGUUUCAUUCCUGGAAAUUAAAAUUUGGUAAGAGCUAUAAAUCUGUGGAGGAGGAGGCUCGGCGUAAGAUGACUUGGCUAGAAAAUCGCAAACUGGUUCUGGUACACAACAUGCUGGCUGACCAGGGCAUUAUGAGCUACACACUUGGCAUGACCUACUUUGCAGACAUGGAUAAUAAGGAGUACAGACAGUCUGUGUUUAAGGGCUGCCUGGGAUCCUUCAACAAGACCAAGAAACACAAUGCAGCUACAUUUCUCCGACAAGCAGGAGGAGCUGUUCUGCCAGAUUCUGUGGACUGGACGGACAAGGGCUAUGUGACUGAGGUUAAAGACCAGAAGCAGUGUGGUUCUUGCUGGGCCUUCAGUGCUACAGGGUCACUGGAAGGUCAGACAUUUAGGAAGACAGGGAAGCUGGUGUCACUGAGUGAACAGCAGUUAGUGGACUGCUCCUGGAAAUAUGGGAACAUGGGAUGCGGUGGUGGCUUGAUGGACCAGGCUUUUGACUAUAUUAAGGACAACAAGGGAAUUGACACAGAAGACUCCUUCCCUUAUGAAUCCACUGAUGGGGACUGCAGGUUUAAUCCAGACACUGUGGGAGCCACCUGCACAGGCUACGUGGAUAUAACCAGUGAAGAUGAGAAUGCUCUACAGGAAGCUGUGGCAACCAUUGGACCCGUUUCCGUCGCUAUAGAUGCAGGCCACAUAUCCUUCCAGCUCUAUGUAUCUGGUGAGUCUUACACAUACAUUAUAAACCAAUCCUGUGUUACUAACCGCUCUUACAGAUGCUUCCAGAAUAAUACGGUAUGA
Tachysurus vachellii is the source of this 902-nucleotide messenger RNA. RefSeq names its product procathepsin L-like. Gene Ontology annotation, cellular component: lysosome. Gene Ontology annotation, biological process: immune response. Lineage: Eukaryota; Metazoa; Chordata; Actinopteri; Siluriformes; Bagridae. The record is from RefSeq and is a predicted model, not a curated record. Gene Ontology annotation, molecular function: cysteine-type endopeptidase activity. The transcript is spliced from 6 exons. Bases 24 to 902 code for a protein of 292 amino acids.